AUGGCAACCUUUGUCGUCAUCUCUCCUUACACUCCCAUCCCUAAAGAAUUGGACAUGAGAGUCAUAAGUGACCUACUCGAACGACCGAGCGACGAAGAGGAAAAAUCUUUUAAAGGAGGUACGUGAUUGAGCCAGUAGACUACUGCUUAAGCGCGCACUUCACGGUUAACGGCCAUAUUUAUGAGCAAAUUCAGGGAACCCUGAUGGGAUUCCCGAUCUCUGGCUUCCUGACUAAGGCAACUCGUGUCUUUUUAGUUCUAUAAGCCAGAAUUUUGGACGCGCUAUCUGGACGCCUUUGUCAUCCUAAGCUGAAAUUGGGAGGGAAUUAAACUCCAGCUUCCUGCAAAUCCGAUUCAAAAGAAAGAAAUGGAUGGGACGGUCCUUCUUCCUCGACGAAGGCCGAAAGAAGAAACCCUCCGGACCGGUGUCUUUUGAAAUGCUAAAAGCACGGAAAAAAUACCCCACCACAACAUCAACCACGACCUAUCGCAUUAACGUAAUUGCGCCCGGACACAUUUUCGUCACACCAACGCACACCGCAGCACAGAGGCCGAGGUGCUACGAGAGCAUGCGCCCCUGUGGCACCCAUUCCUUGGCAAUGAAUACUCGCGUUUCAUAAACAAAUGCCUGUCCCAAAGGCAUGCAAAGACUGACGGCAAGCAAGAUCAAGAACCAGAGCUCCUUCGUGUGUUGCCCUACGAGAGGAACGUCCCCCAAGCCACAGAGCAUAUGCUAAGAUCACUCAACGUGGGCAUUGGACGCCGGCCGGAGGCCAAUAGCCGCUGCUUAUUCAUUCAGCCUAAGGGAAGGCUACCCUUGAAGACACCUCAGGCGUCAUUUACCGUGUCAACUGUCCAGACUGUCAGACCAACUACUGCGGCAUGACCAACAGACGACUAACAACAGACAUGCAUGAGCACACUUUAGCCGUAUAGCGAAGGGAUGUGCGAUCACACGUCGCCAUGCAGUCUGGAAAAUAACCAUCGGGGCCCAAGUGCCCGGCCGAGGCGAAAGUAGACUAGCAAGAGAAACAAUCGAGGUGCGGCAAUCAGGCGCCAACUUGAUCAACCGUAGCGUCCAUCUACCACGCCAUACGAGGCCACCAGGCAACACUUUCGAAUGCGGGGAAGCCCAUUGAGAAUGAAGAAUUAUGGCCCUAUCAGGAGUGAGCGAGCCGUGUAUUUCUCACCUCACCUAUCUCCGAUGAUGCGCUUGAGUACGAAUGUGAAACGUCAUCUCAUAUAUGAGAUGAUACCGACAAAGACAACGGAGACCGGGAUGGUGAUUCCUGGCUUAUCGGCCGUCAUAAGCCAGUCAUAACCAACCCCAAGUGUGGAUCACUUCGGAUUUGAAGCCCGGAUAUUUGGUCAUGGAGUUUGACACUCUACCAUUAAGCCACGGGCCCGUUGUCCCGUCGGUUGUGAUCGGGAACAUCAACUAUGACAGAUGGGCACACACCGUUUAGGUUGCGGAACAUGCUCGUUCUGUUAUGCCUUGGGGCUCAUACUAGAACCCUCGCAGGCAGUCGCACAGCGACAGCGCACACCGGUAUAUAUCGAGAGAGCAGGAACCCAAGCGGUACGGAGGACAGACAGUCAGAAUGGAGCAAAGGGAAACAUCAGAAAAGUAAAAAAACUUGAAGUACUAUAGAAGGGGAAGUAACAGUAAGGAGGUAAGAGACAAAGUUAGCGGAACGGUGAUUAGACGAGAGUUGGAGACCGCUAGAUUGCCCGUAAAGUAUUAACAGCCCAAGCGAAGACCACAAUAGAGAAGAAUGGGAAAGACGAAUAUUUAUUUCGGAAUAUAUAUAUAUGCUGAUGUAAGAAAAGCGUGAUCUCACACAGGGUGGAGAAACAGCUGUCAGAAGAGGAAAGAUGGACAAUAACAACACACACGCGCAGUCAAACAGUGGUAGGCCACAAGCGGAGACGAUGGCUCCAAACAAAUGCCAUUGUAUAGACGGGAGCGAAAUACAAGCACACACACAAAUAUAAAGUGGAAACGGGACGGGUAGUGGGAAGCAAACAGUCAAGUCGCGAAAAGCAACUUUACCACGGGCAGAAAAACCCACGGAGGGACACGGAGUUUGCAGACAGGCGUCUUGUAAAGGGAAAGUUAAAUGAACCCCAUCCCUCGCCCCGAGGCCCAGAGUUCUGGCUCCCUCAAUCAGACAGACAUUCCACAUUCCGCUGCCCCGCGCGCUUCAGUGUCCCUACCAAACACAGACAGACGUACAUGACAGACACAGGACAGUAUUUAGUAACCGGAAGCGCAAAAGAUUAUAAAAGAGUAGCCAGCCAGUUCGCCCUUUUCGCAUACCCCAAACAGUUGGUGGUAAAGCGGGAGUAAUAGCAAUAAUAAUAAUAAAAAAUAAGUCCUGCUGGAAAAGUAUUUAGGAUGUUACGAACGUGGAAUGCUAAAAAAUGCCUAACAAGAAAUAAAUUAAUUCGUGGAGGUCAGUGCUACCGAUGGAGGAGAAAAUGUGAUAGGUUUCUGCUCGCAUGCACGCCGCCGGAUGUUCUCCUUCUUCGCCCUCCCGCCACGAUGACGCGCACUGGCACACAACCGUUUCACAAAGAAACGAGUCAACAAAAGCAGGCUACAGGGAUAAGUUACGCCCUUGGACGCAUGUUGUAGCGACGGUAUUAAACGAGCAACGGAAUCAGAUGCAUUGAAAGCCCGAUUCUGUCAACCCGACUGAUGCAAAACGCGCAAGAGGUUCGGAGGCAAAAAAAAUCAAAGUAAAUACGGACUACGGCAAAAGGUUCCAGAAAUACAUGAAGACCGUUGAAGAAAACAAUCGAUGACCAGAGGAGGACAGCAUGUAAGGCAAAGAUGGCUUUGUCACUGAACCCAAUUUGUGUUUACCAACUUCAAAGAGCGAAUGCGCACAUUUAAGGGUAGUUAGAGAGAGAUGCGUUAUAAAAAUGUGUUUAACUGUCGGAGAAGUGUUCUUUCGUCAGAAUUCGAACUUCGGUCUUCACUAAACAUAUACUUUGCUCGCCUUCCAUACCAUGAGAAUUAGUGCUGUUCGCCCGAAAAGAUGAGCGAGUAACUGGAAGAUUGCAGUGUUCCACAACAAGUUGCUUAACGGCGAAAUCCGAAGGAGCGUUGUUUUUUAGGAUAUUUUUUUCCAUGUCUGAUUUCGGGAGACGCGAUCGAACUUGGCAGGCGGCGGCGGCGAUGAUGAUGAUGAUGAUGAUGAUGAUGAUGAUGAUGAUGAUGAUGAUGAUGAUGAUGAUGAUGAUGAUGAUGAUGAUGAUGAUGAUGAUGAUGAUGAUGAUGAUGAUGAUGAUGAUGAUGAUGAUGAUGAUGAUGAUGAUGAUGAUGAUGAUAGACGCAGUGGCUGA
Spirometra erinaceieuropaei is the source of this 3350-nucleotide messenger RNA. The record is from the annotation of a GenBank genome assembly. Lineage: Eukaryota; Metazoa; Platyhelminthes; Cestoda; Diphyllobothriidea; Diphyllobothriidae.